AUGUCUUCCUCGUCUGGAACUCCGGAGUCCUGGAUCUCCUCUUUCUGCUCCUUGCUCGGGCAUGAAUAUUUUGCCGAGAUCUCGGAGGAUUUCAUAGAAGAUGAUUUCAAUUUGACGGGCCUGCAGAGCCAGGUAGCUAUGUAUAAGGAGGCACUUGAGAUGAUCUUGGAUGUUGAACCAGAAGAUGAUGACGACGAAGACGAAGACGAAGAGGAAGACGAAGGUGAUGAAUCCAUCGAGGGUCAAGAACGCUUAAUCCGCAACAGAGCAGCCACGGAGCGAAGACAUCACCGCAUGGCGUCUGAUCUGUCAAUCAUAGAAUCUUCUGCCGAGAUGCUCUAUGGCCUCAUUCACCAACGCUUCAUCUGCUCUCGUGCCGGUAUCCAGCAAAUGUCCGAGAAGUACGAACUAGCUCAUUUCGGUGUCUGUCCGCGAACUUUCUGUGAUCAGGUCCGCACAUUACCAGUCGGAUUAUCCGAUGUCCCAGGCGAAGACACCGUCAAGUUGUUCUGUCCGUCUUGUCUGGAUGUCUACGUUCCUCCCAACUCCCGUUUCCAAACCGUUGAUGGUGCUUUCUUCGGCCGAACGUUUGGUGCCCUCUUCCUUCUCACCUUCCCUGACUAUGAUAUCAGCAAGAAGGGCGUUGAGACCCUGGCUGGUGCCCACGGUCCUCGGUCUCUACCCCCUCACCUGCAAGAUGGGGAGGAGAAGGAGAAGAUCAACGGCAUGAAUGCGCACAACUUAGCUCCCGGUCUUGGCAAAGGAAAGGUCUAUGAACCCAAGAUCUACGGCUUCAAAGUCUCCGAGCGGGCGAGAAGCGGGCCGAGGAUGUCAUGGUUAAGACAGCGGCCUGACAACAUCCAGGACUUGGAUGAAGCUGCCAUCUAUGCUGCCGAGCACGGCGAGGAUAGUGAUGAAGAUUCCGGACCCAACGGCGCUCCCACCCGACGCAGACAAGCCACCCCCUCUCGAUCACGCGUCAGCGGCGGCAGCCCCAUGUCUGUAGAUGCGAAUGGCAACGGCAAUACGUAUGCCUGA
Molecule: messenger RNA, 1038 nt
Organism: Amorphotheca resinae ATCC 22711
Lineage: Eukaryota; Fungi; Ascomycota; Leotiomycetes; Helotiales; Amorphothecaceae
Exons: 2
Coding region: 1-1038 (345 amino acids)
Cellular component (GO): cytoplasm; protein kinase CK2 complex
Molecular function (GO): protein kinase regulator activity
Source: RefSeq, a predicted model, not a curated record